UGAGUGGUGCCUACAUGCAUAUGUACUGUCUUCUGGCUGCUACGAGGAGAUAGUUCUCGGCAUCUUCCCAUUGCAAACGAAAAAGUACAUAUCAACAACCUCAACUUGGACUUCAUUACUUCACCAAAAUCAUAAAGCUAGCCACGGCCCUAUAAAUAUAAGUAUAUGAGAAGGGGGUUUUAUAAAUUGUAAUUCAUAUAAAAAGUUUGGAUAUAUGUUUAAUUAAAGGUCUUCAAAGUUUCCAUAAUGUCAAAAGCAGGGGCAAAGAAUGAAGAGGCAACAGUAGUAGCUAUAGAUACUGAAACUGAAAACAGAAAGGAUGGAGAAGAGAUGAACAGUGGUUGGAUGAGACCAGGAGAUGUUGAUUUUGUAAUGAUUGUCGUAACAUUCAUUGCAGCCGUGGCAUUCCAAGUAGGAACAAACCCACCGGGCAGUGUAUGGCAAGAGGACAAGAAUGGCUUUACUGCAGGUAAAUCAAUAAUGGCAUCAAAAUCACCUUCUGAGUACAAAAAAUUCAUGGCGGGAGUGACAUUAUGUCUUUCAUUUUCGUUGAUCCAGUUAAGUGUGAUGUUAUUCAGAUGGUACCUCAAAACUUAUUCAGUUAGGAGAAUGAUUAUGUAUGUACUGAUGCUAUGUACAAUAGCGCCAAUGAUUGUUUCCUUUUGGGCCUCUGUUAAAGCUUUGACACCUGAUGAAAAAAUAAUGUCUGAGAUCACUGCUACCAUAUGGUCUAGUUUGGGACUCUAUCUUAUAAGCCUUCCAUUUAUUCUACUUUACUACCUAGUCAAGAAAUUCUUGUGAGUUAUAUCAUUUUCCUAAUGUGUUUUUUAUCUUGUAUUAAUUUCCUUUAAUUCUUAAAAAAAAAACUUCAAUGUAAUUUGUUUAAUUUUCUUAAGUUUCGAGUCGAUGAACUUUUCAAUGUAAUUUGCUUCCUUUUAAGUUUUGAGUUAAUAAACUUUAAUUGUGAUUUA
This is a messenger RNA of Cucumis melo (muskmelon), 971 nucleotides long. RefSeq lists its product as uncharacterized. The record is from RefSeq and is a predicted model, not a curated record. NCBI's taxonomy places the organism in Eukaryota, Viridiplantae, Streptophyta, Magnoliopsida, Cucurbitales, Cucurbitaceae. Bases 247 to 801 code for a protein of 184 amino acids. The transcript is spliced from 2 exons.